This is a messenger RNA of Acanthamoeba castellanii str. Neff, 6129 nucleotides long. Its product is annotated as Filamin repeat domain containing protein. The record is from RefSeq and is a predicted model, not a curated record. The coding region runs from base 1 to 6129 and encodes 2042 amino acids. NCBI's taxonomy places the organism in Eukaryota, Discosea, Longamoebia, Acanthamoebidae. The transcript has 19 exons. Gene Ontology annotation, molecular function: protein binding.
AUGGGCCAGCUGGGCUACGCCACGACAGCCAAAAACAUAGGCAUCCCGGCGUUGGUGGAAAGCCUCCAAGGCCGCAGACGCGUCAAACAGAUCGCGUGCGGCGCAUCCUCAACCUACCAGCUUCUCGGGGGUGUUUUACCGGGUGCGCUGGUGCAUUCGACGACGUCGCGCCAGAUCCCGCAGUUGACUGGUAAAGUGGCCAAACACAUCUCGUGCUCUUCAUCCCCCGCCAUGUACAGCACUGUCGUCCUCGACAACGGCGAAUGUCUGCUCUCUCAGUUGCCGUCGGACAAGUGGGGUUCGGCCAGGCAGGUGGUCGCCACGGGCACUCACUUUCUGGCGCUGCUCGAGGACGGCUGGGUCGUGCAGCGGGACCACAGGCUCGGCGGCCUUCCCAGCACCGAGCACCAGGUCCUCCCGCCACACCACUCCAUCAUCGCCAUCGCCGCCAACGAACUCUACAGCGCCGCGCUCUCGGACACGGGCGAGCUUUACACGUGGGGCAUAGGGCCGCUGGGCCACAAGGGAGCGAGCAAUCCGAUCAAGCCCAAGCCUGAGAAGGUGCUUGGCGCGCUCGAGAACAAGCGCGUCAUCUCCGUGGCCUGCGGGCGGGAACACAUGGCCUGCGUCACUGACGCGGGUGAACUCUACACUUGGGGCUCUGCGACGCGCAACCAGCUCGGGCACGGGGAGGUGGGCGCUAAGCUGGCGGAGCCGCAGCGGGUGCAGGCCCUGGCCGGCAAGAAGAUCGUGGCGUGCAGCUGCGGCGACUACUUUUCCGCGUGCGUCUCCGACACCGGCGUGCUCUACACCUGGGGCGACGGCUCGACCGGUGCGCUGGGACACGGCGAGAUGACGAACGAGCCCUCGCCGCGGCUGGUGGAGGCCUUCAAGAACAAGACGGUGAAGAGCGUGGUGUGCGGCGCCUGCCAUACGGUAUGCAUCGUGCUGGCGGGCAUCAAUCAGAACCAGUCCCUGCUCAUGGCCGACCUCGGGCGCAUAUGCGAGGCCGAGGAGCUGAAAGGCGGACACACUUUGGACGAGGAAGAGUGCUUCUACGACGUGAAGCUGCGAUGCGCUCGCGAGCCGCUCAAACCGGCGUUGCGGGCGCACAAGGCGGAGCUGAAGACCGUCGACGCCGCAGACGAGGAGGCUCCUUCCUCUUCUUCUUCUUCUUCGCCGGCCGCUGCCGCGGAUAUGUGGGAGCUGGUAGUGGACGGCAUGGAGCACGCGGUGAUGGUGGAGUUCGUACGGUACCUCUACACCGACCGCGUGAGCCCCGAUCUCGAGGACCGGCUGCUCGUCCUGCUCUGCGUGGUCGCCGAACGCUUCCACCUCUCUCGGUUGCAGGCCAAAUGCCAGGCCUAUUGGGAGCAGGGCGUGACGCCUGCGAACGUCGAGGCCAAGAUGGCCCUGCUCCUGGACGAGGAGCAACUGGCGCUUGCAGAGGCCGCCGAGAGGGUGAAGGAAGAGAGCGAAGCCUCUACGCUGAAGAACAGCGACGCGCCCUACCACCUGGUGGUGUUCACGCGGCUGCGCAUAGCGUGCGUGGAAUUCCUGCAACAGCGCCUGCUCGAAAUGGAGGCCAUGACGGAGGCCUCCGGGCCGGCCAACCCGCACGCCGACGCUCAGCGCGAGCAGCAGGCGGUCAUCCGGCAGAACCUGGACCGCCUCCGUGAGAGCACCGGCACCCUCGAGCACGCACAGUUGAAGAGCCUAGCAACCGAUGGUGUCGACAACAGUGCGCCCACCACCACCACCGCGACGACCCCGCCCUCUGAUAAAGCUGAUGACGUGGCCCAUCACGUUAACGACGACGACGACGACGAUGAUGACGAAUUCAUCCAAGAGAUGAACGAGCCGGCGGCCGAGGACGACGAGCUGGUCGAUUACCUGGACGAGGAGGACUACGCCGAGGUGCUGCGGCAGCGGAAGGCGCGCGAGGAGAAGCGUGUGCGGGUCGAAAAGCGCGAGGCACAGAAGCUGCGGGCCAAGCGGGAGUCGGAGGACCGACAGGAGGAGGAGGCCACCCGGGCCAACCACUCGCUGGGAGCCGACCUCGGGGCCUACGUCGGGAGCGCCCGCUACGCCGAUAUCGUGUUCGAGGUCGAGGACGUCCGCAUUCCGGCGCACAAGGCCCUCCUCUGCGCUCGCUCUUCCCACUUCCGGGCGAUGCUGACGUCCGGCAUGCGGGAAGCCCAGUCGGGACGCAUCGUGGUACCCGAGAUUAGCUCCUCCGCCUUUUCUACCGUACUCAAGUAUCUGUACACGAGCGAGGCGGACGUCAACGAGGAGAAUGUGAUCGAGCUACUCAUCGUGUGCAACCUCUACAGCAUCCAGCAGCUGCAGGAGCAGUGCGAGAACUACAUCGAGAGCGGCAUUCAGCUCGACAACGUCACCGAGCUCCUGCAGAUGGCACACCAGUUCCAGACGCACCACCUGCGGAGCGUGGCGAUGAAUUACCUGGUGGGCCGGCUCAAGGGCGACUUUAGCAAACUCGAAGGCUUCAGCGAACUCAGCCAGGAUAUCCAGGACGAGUUCAAGCGCGGCAUCCCUUGUCCGGGCGAAAGCCUUAUCAAGGCCAAGAGUGGCGGGUUCCAGGGCAAGCGAUUCUACUUUGUCGUCAUCUCGCGCGACUUCUUCAAGAAGCGCGUACUCAAGGGCGAGGAGAAGUGGGACAUCGUCGUCCAGUUCGAGCCCCACCCCACCGACUCGGCCGCCACCACCACCACUGCCACCGCAGACCAGGCCGCCAGCAAUGCCGGCAGUGCCGCUGGCGGCGGUGACGAUGCCGACAAAGGGGAUGACAAGGCCGAUGACGUAGCCGACAAGGCCGAGGCAGGCGAGGGCCACCACGACGCCGGUGCUGCGUCAUCGUCGUCUUCGUCGUCGUCGGGCAGCAGCAGUGAUGCAAUGGCCAAGCUCUUCGACUUUGGCCUCCACAGCGGCACGCAGCGUGGUCGGAGGCCGGCCGGCCGACGGAGCCACGCCGGCGGCAUUCCGCUCCGGGGCCGGAGUGACAAGCACCGCACGGCGUCAUCGCCGCUCCUGCCCUUCUCGGCGCCUCUAGGCACCGCGCCAGCCCCCGCGGCUCCGGCCACGACGCCGACCAGCCCAGCGUCGCCCGUUUCUUUCGACACUUCGCCGGCGUUCGACACUCCGGCAUCGCCUUCGUCGCCGUCUUCGUUUUCGUUCUUGAACACCACGUCAGCAGCGUCGCCGUCUUCGCCCUCAUCGCCCUCGUCUUCGUCUUCGUUCUUUACCACCGCCACCACCGCGUCAGCAGCGGCGUCGCCCUCGCCGUCAUCGUCGCCCUCGCCGCCGAGUGCCGACAUCGGGACGGUGCUGAGCAGCCUUACUUCGACGCCGGCGUCGCUGACGACCGCGUUGUCAAUGUCGACAGACCAACACCCAACCAAGGAGCCCGCGCCGUCGACCACCGGCGCCGGGUUCAUUCGCGGGAGGCGGCGGGUCAAGAAGUCGGUCUCUGCCGAGGUGGGCGAUGCGGGACACGCCCAGGCUUCCGCGGCGUCGUAUUUCGCGGCGACAGCCACCACCCCGGCCACCAACGAGGAGGAGGAGGACAUUGCCGCCGCUGCCGCCAUCGCGCGAAGGAGCGCGGGAGACGAGGAGGACCGGCCCAGCGUGCUUCUCACGUCCAACAGCGAUGGCACUUACACGGCGUCGUUCAUGCCGUAUAAGCUGGGCCAGUAUUCCAUCUCGGUGAGCCUCAACGGGACGCCCAUCAAGAACUCGCCCUUUCGCGUGCGCUUCGAAAAACCGAUAUUUUCGCGGAACUGCCGGGCGGCGUUCAAGGGCGACAGCGGCAGCGGCGUCAUCAUCGCAGGCAAGGAGGCCACCCUCAUCAUCCAGUCCCGCGACAUCAACAACCGGCCCAUCACCGUGGGCGGCGCCGAGCCCGGGUUUCGGGUGUGCGUGUACCUGCCGUCGGCCAAGGAGUCCACGGUUAUGUCCUCCAAUCCGUCCUUCUACUUCAACCCCGCGCGCCAGGGCCUCUCCGACAAGGGCCUCACCGAUGUCUACGUGCGGGACAACAAGGACGGUACGUACACGGCGACUUUCGCGCUGCGUCGAUCGGGGGACUUUUUGGUGGACGUCGUGCGCCACGAGAUCUCGGACAAGAUGCGGCUCCCCAUCUUCGGCUCGCCCUACCCCAUCGCCUGCUUCCCCGCCGGCGCCCACGGACCCAAAUGCGAGGCCGAAGGCACCCCCUCCCUCCACCCGUGUGUGCGCGACGGGCUGGUGUCGGCGGUGAUGGGGAAGCCGGCGAGCUUCCACAUUCGGACCUUCGACCGCUACGCCAACCGCCGCGACGUGGGCGGCGACACGUUCGUCGUGCGGCUCAUCCGUCGCGGCGCCGUGCCGCUCGUGCGCAACGAGGAGGAGGAGCGCGAGAAGGAGGAGGAGCGCAAGCGCGAGGAGAACAGCAAGAAGCAGAACGAGGAGAAGUGUUCUCCCGGAGGCAUGAUGUCGCUCUCUUCGUCGACGUCAUCAUCGACGUCAUCGUUGUCGACGCCGUUGACGCCCGAGCAGCAGCAGCAGUUCGAGGACGAGAACAUCGACGCGGCCGAGCAACGGCGCGAUGACGAGCGCAAGAACAAGAAGCAAGAGCUGGCCGAGCGCAAGCGCAAGCAGGCCGAGGAGUGGCGCCAGCUCGACGCCCUGCUGCAGCAGCACGAGCUCGUGCGGGGCGUGGUGACGGACGAGGGCGACGGCACCUACCACGCCACCUACACCGUCCCACCUGACAUCCACGACAUUGCCCUGCGCAACCGGGCCGCGCUCGAGGCCGCGGCUGCGGCUGCCACGACGCCCGAUGCCACGUCAUCAUCAGCAGAGGCCACGUCAUCAGGGGCCGAGGCCACGUCAGUAGCAGCAGAAGCCGCGGCAGAGGGCGAUGGUGAGGCGUGGCCGCAGGAGUACCAGCUGGUGGUAACCCUGCUCGACGGCGGCAUGGUGCGCGACAGCCCGUUCAACCUCCUCCUGCUCCACGAGGGCUUCGUGUUCGACGACGAUCACGCUGGCGUCGGCUCAGCGCACGCGUCGCUGUUGGGCGCGGCCGCGACGAUAGGCGCGUCGACGCCACGCGGACUGGCUUCGGCGGAGAACGCCGAGCCGACGACGCCUCGCAUCGCGAUCCAGAGGGUGGCCGGCGGCGACGACAACGACGCCUUCCUGCGUGGGCUGAAGAGUGACGAAAGCGAAAACGACGACGUAGAGGACGAGCUGAAGAGUGAUGACAGCGAAAACGACGACGCCGACGAAAAGAACGAAAACGGAAAGAAUAAAGACGACGAGAGCGAAGACGACGACAACGACGACGUGCAAUCCAAGCGGGUCGUACGCAAGGUGAUGACCAAGAAGACCGGCCCGCGCCCGCGCCCGCGCACCCUGUCGUUCGCCAAGCCCACCACCAUCACCACGCCGCCCUCGUUCUCUCCGCCCACCUCGCCGCGCGCCGCGCCCACCUCCACCGCCUCCGCGCCCUCGUCCCCCUUCCGCCUCCCGCCGUCAUCUUCAUCAUCGGCGCCAUCGCUGCUUCUGCCCGCCACCGUCACCACCGCCAACCCCGCAGCGUCGGCGCCGCCGGUUCCGCUGCUGCCGAUGCCGGCGCUCGCGCCCGCGCAGCCGUCGUUCGUGCCGGCGUCGCCCGGCAGCCCGUUCUCGACGGAGAUCUUCUCCACCAUGUUCACGGCCCACAUGGAGCUGAUGCAGCCCGACGCCGCCACCUUCUCCUUCUCGCCCUCGGGCGCCUCGGCCUCGUUCCUCCCGCCUGCAGCCGCCCUCCCGCCGCCUUCCUUCUCCUUUUCGUCGUCGCCCGCGCCGUCAUCGGGCUCGUCGACGACAACGACGACUGCGACGUCGCCUUUCACGUUCGCGUUUGCAUCGGCCGACGUAUCAUCGUCGACGUCGGCGGCCUUGAGGAUGCCAUCAACACCUCCGGCGGCGUUUUCGUUCGGUCCAGCACCUACCACAGCGACUGCGGCGUCGCUACCCUUCUUCGGGCCACCGGCAGGAGGACUUGACGGCACGCCGGCCGACGAGUCCGACGGCGAAGACAGCGAACUGAGCAGCGGGAGCAAGAAAUCGCGACCAGGCAGUGAUUGA